UUAUAGUUCAACUUAGUGUCAAAAAAUGUGUAAAAAAAAAAAAAAAAGAAUUAUAUACCUUCCAUUCUCAUUUCAACUACUAGAAGCUACAAGUGGAAAUAACAAGACCAAUUGGAAUUGGAAUACUUAUUUCGCACGGAAAAUCUCAGGGUUGAAUAUUUAUUGGAAAGAGUAUGUAUUUUUCCGGUAGUCUCUAUGAUCAGUGUUCAGGAAGGAAUUGAAGGAACAUUGAAGAGUUGGAGAAGAGAAGAAUGGCUCCAUACUUACCACCAAUUAUCAUUCAAGAAAUUCUCUCAAGACUUGACGUUAAGACUCUGAUUCGAUUCAAAAGUGUAUCAAAAUCUUUUACCAACCUGAUUUCUAGUCCUUCUUUCCAAGAGUUGCACAACCGAAGAUCGCAGCGAAAUCUCCUUUUUCUCUUCCGAUCCACCUCCCCCUAUUAUGACGAGCAUGCGGAUGCUACUCGCCGCUUUGUUUAUCAAUUCGUUUCGGUAGACAAUCGUGGAAUGGUGCAUAGUAAAUUCAUUGCAAGGGUGGAUGAUCCAAUUAAGCUCGUGCUACCCAGCUGCUGCGGAUUGGUUUGUUUCGCUACAAAUACCCGCAUUUACUUAUGUAACCCUGCCACCCGCCAACUCGCCCCGUUGCCUAGAUAUCCUUACCAGCAGCGCACACCGAUAUCAGGAUUUGGGUUCGGUUAUGCGGGGUCAGUUAAGGGAUACAAAGUGGUACAGUUAGUUCAUCGUGUAAUUCAGCCCUCCAUUGCUCAUAAGAUAGAAUGCUCUGUCUUUACCAUUGGAUUUGGAGGACGAGUUGAUAACGGUUGGAGAGUACUGAAAGAAGGCUGCCCAUAUUUUGUCGAGCAGUUCAGUUAUCCGGUUUUUAUCAAGGAAACCAUCAAUUGGAAGAUCAAUCGGUAUCAUCAUCGAGUGCUAAGGAGGAGCAACGAUUAUGUUGUCUCUUUCAACGUUAGAGAGGAGAAAUUCUUUACCAUUACUCAUCCAGCUGAUUGGAGAUACAUUGCACAAAAUUCGACGCAGCUGGCGGAUCUCGGCGGGAUGUUGUGCAUGGUUGAGAUUUCGGCAUCUCAUAUAAUAGUAUGGAUGCUGAGGGAUCACCAAAAGUGCGGAUUGUUGUCAUGUUGGAGAUUUCGGCAUCUCAUAUAA
This is a messenger RNA of Jatropha curcas, 1163 nucleotides long. RefSeq names its product putative F-box protein At1g47790. NCBI's taxonomy places the organism in Eukaryota, Viridiplantae, Streptophyta, Magnoliopsida, Malpighiales, Euphorbiaceae. The record is from RefSeq and is a predicted model, not a curated record. Gene Ontology annotation, molecular function: protein binding.